AAAGACGUUGAUUCAAAGUUUUGGGCGACGUACGACAAGGUUUCGACGGAAUAUGACGCUGACUUCCUUGAGCGUGCGAAUGGCGAUAUGGGCAUCAUCUUGACUUUUGCUGGCUUAUUCUCAGCCGUCAACUCUACUUUCAUAAUCGGAAUGCAGCCUAACCCGGGAGAGACCACCAACAUGCUCCUGCUCCACCUGAUCCAAAUGACAGCUAACGGCACAAGCGCUGUAAAUGAUAUCAGCAAUCUUUCCUCGUCCACGGGGUAUCCUCCUUCGACUAUCUGGACGCAAACACUCGCCUAUGCCAGUCUCUCAUUUAGCGUUUUGGCCGCGUUUGGGGCUGUGAUGGGAAAGCAAUGG
Molecule: messenger RNA, 360 nt
Organism: Suillus clintonianus
Lineage: Eukaryota; Fungi; Basidiomycota; Agaricomycetes; Boletales; Suillaceae
Exons: 2
Source: RefSeq, a predicted model, not a curated record